AUGUCACUUCGUCCGAAGAGAAUUGUGUUUGACAGAACUUUUCCUGAAUUCAAGCAAGAUUUAGAACGCUUGUUCAAUUUUACGGGUUUAGAUCAGGUUUCUGGAAUGAAUAUGUAUCAAUCUUUACCUAACAAAAGAUUGGUUUAUGAUAUGUGUACUUCAUCUCCUAAGCCCCAUACAAAUAAAUUAUUUAACGCGAUCGCCGACUUUUUGACUCAGUAUACUAUAAAAAUCAGAAGGUCAAUUUUGGACCAUGAUGAUGUAGUCAGCGCAUAUGCUAGAGAGUGGGAACAUUACAGGGUUGCUUCCGACGUUUCUAGCAAGAUAUGUGAUUAUCUUAACAAACUUAUAUUGAGAAGUAAGGAUCCUAAAGGUCGUAGUGGGGCGGACAGACACCAUCCUGUUGAAGAUGGCAAAUAUAGAAGGCAAACUAUUCAUGCGGUUGUGUUUGAAAAGCCAUAUUUGGAAAAAACUCGACAAUAUUACGCAAGUGAAUCUGCUGAUGUGAUAUCAAAUGAUAACAUUUCUCAAUAUAUGAAAAAGGCCAAUGAAAGAUUAGAGCAAGAAGUGGCGCGCAACCUUAAGUACUGCCAUCCUGAUUCACAUAGUAUUAUAAUCAGAGAGUGCGAAACACAAUACGUAGCUGUGCAUCAAUCACGUAUACAUGGCGAAUUUGAAGCUAUGAUUUCCAAUGAGAAAUAUGAAGAUUGUACUAUGGCUUACAAUCUCUUAUCACGUAUAACUAAUGGAGUCAAUCCUUUGUUGGAGAUAUUUGAACGAUAUAUUUCGAACAUUGGAAAAGGAUUGAUUGAGAGAAUGGGUAAUUCGAUAGCUAAGGAUCCUAGAGAAUAUGUGGAAUCACUUAUGGAUCUUCAUAUAAAAUAUAUGAACGUUUGUCAAAAAGUAUUUAUUAAUGAUGCAGCAUUUGUCGCAGCCGUAGAUAAGGCUUUUAGAACAAUUGUUAAUGACUCAAGUAUUGCACAUUCACCCGAAGUCCUUGCCCGUUACUGCGAUGUUUUGUUAAAGAAAACGCAUAAAGGUGGAUUUAGUGAACAAGAAAUUGAGGAUAAAUUAGAUCGAAUGAUUGUUCUCUUCAAAUAUAUUGAUGACAAGGAUGUGUAUCAAAAAUUCUAUUCAAGAAUGCUUGCCAAACGUUUGAUUUAUGGCAAUUCUGCAUCUGAUGAAGCAGAAGUUAAUAUGAUUACACGUUUAAAGAUUGCGUGUGGUGUGGAAUACACUAGUAAAUUGCAAAAGAUGUUUACUGAUAUUACGAUUAGUGCGGAAAUAAACAGUAAAUUUUCUGAAUAUACCAAAAAGAACAAUAUCAAUGGAAAAAAUGGUUCGCCUGUUGAUUUUUCCAUAUUGGUUCUAACGGCUGGUGCAUGGCCAUUAACGCAGUCUUCAAUGACAGAAUUUCAAUUACCGACAGAGUUAGAAAGAAAUGUUUCACACUUUUCGACAUUUUACAACGGUCAUCAUAUUGGCAGAAGAUUGACAUGGUUAUGGCAUUUAUCCAAAGCUGAUGUGAAGUUGAAUUAUCUUGAUAAACGUUACGAGUUUUCAGUAUCUCUUCACCAACUCGGUGUUCUACUAUUGUUCAAUAACGUAGAUGCAUAUUCAUUUAGAGACAUACGUGAACAUACGGGGUUGAAUGAUUUAGAGUUGAAGAGGGUCAUGAAGCCCAUGAUUGACUUAUCCGUAUUUCUGGUUUCAACGCCCGGAACAUUGCAAGAUGAUACAGAAGUUAAACUAAAUAUGGAAUUCACAAACAAACGUAAUAAAAUCAAAAUCAGUUCUUCGUUACAAACUGAGACACACCAAGAAAAUGAUGCUACGCGAAGAUCAGUUGAUGAAGAUCGUAAACUCUAUUUGCAGGCGUCUAUUGUUCGAGUGAUGAAAUCACGCAAAUCCUUGACACACCCAUUAUUAGUACAAGAGGUUAUUAAUCAGGCGAAGUCACGAUUUAAUCCUA
Molecule: messenger RNA, 1972 nt
Organism: Dentiscutata heterogama
Lineage: Eukaryota; Fungi; Glomeromycota; Glomeromycetes; Diversisporales; Gigasporaceae
Source: the annotation of a GenBank genome assembly